AUGGACGUUUCGCUUCAAAAGUUUGACAAACAAGUUGGGGGAAGAACGACACUGUUCCAGAUUCUAGGAGAUCACCUUCUGAAGCCGACUUCGGCUUACGAAGUUGAAGCGUACUUGAAAAUGAACGAGUCGGUGAUGGAAGUCGCUCCACAGGUGUGCUACAUCUUCAAAGUGAGUGGACAUUACCCUAAUGCUAUUAAUAACUAAACUCCGUUUUCAGAACGGAAAAGUGAUUGAGCAGAACAAAUGCUUGAAUUGUUAUUCGCGCUCGCAGAUUUCAGCAAUUGGCUCACUUGCUGCACAGUUCCACGAGGGGUUAGUUUUUGUUGCGUUUUGCAUGCCUGAUAAGACGUCAAAAGAACAAAGAUAGUUUAAGGCGUUGCAGAUAUUACCUGAUAAUGCGAGACGCGACACAUGGUCUGACUCGACCCCGCGUGCUCGACAUCAAGUUGGGCACCAGGACCUACUCGGACCACAUCCCCGAGGAAAAGAAGAAGUCGCGGAUCCUUAAGUUGGCAAAGACAACUUCCAAGUCCUUGGGAUUACGACUCUCGGGCGCUGGCUACAUUCCACAAGGGCAUGAGCAAAAAAUAACAAUCACGAAGCCAACUGGUAAGGUUUUUAAAAUUAAAAUUGCGAUAGUGCCAAAAGGUCCGUAUGUUUCUAGGAAUGGCCAUGAACAAACACGAGUUCACCGAUACUAUGCGAGAGUUCUUCAAUGUUCCAUCCGAACACAAACAAGAAGUCAUCCGUCAGCUGCAGAAAAUCAAAAAAGCCGUGGAAGACUCGCCAAAUCUCCGUUUUUUCGGGAGCAGCCUUCUAGUGGUCAUCGAAAAAGAGAACAAGAUCGUUCAAAAAGCCGUCAAGGUCAAAUUGAUCGACUUUGCGAAUCAGGCAAGAUCCGAGCCUGGCCAGAUCCAGUACAUCGGCCUCGAUGACGGCGCGCUCUUCGGUGUGGACAACUUCAUCGACAUAAUUGGUUCAGUUUGA
Caenorhabditis sp. 36 PRJEB53466 is the source of this 990-nucleotide messenger RNA. The record is from the annotation of a GenBank genome assembly. NCBI's taxonomy places the organism in Eukaryota, Metazoa, Nematoda, Chromadorea, Rhabditida, Rhabditidae.